Molecule: messenger RNA, 1650 nt
Organism: Oncorhynchus tshawytscha (Chinook salmon)
Lineage: Eukaryota; Metazoa; Chordata; Actinopteri; Salmoniformes; Salmonidae
Product: kelch-like protein 33
Exons: 4
Coding region: 1-1650 (549 amino acids)
Molecular function (GO): protein binding
Source: RefSeq, a predicted model, not a curated record
AUGAAGAAGGGAGUAGAGAAGAGGACUGAAGAAAAGAAGGUAUCUGCUGAAGAACAGAUGAAGCUCACUCUUCAGUCAAUCAGACAGCUGUGGAAAGAGGGAGUGGGCUGUGAUGUGGAGCUGGAGGUUGAUGGGACAUCAUUCCAUGUCCACAAAGUGCUCAUGGCUGCCAGUAGUGACUUCUUCCGGGGAAUGUUCACCAGCGGGAUGAAGGAAUCCCAGCAGCCCUGUGUGGCCCUUCCCUUCCUGGAGGCUGCUGAGCUGGAGGCCAUGAUUGGCUGCUCCUACAGUGGGUCCCUCCCCCUCAGCUGGGGGCGUGUCUUUGAGAUUACCUGCACCGCCCUCCAGCUCCAGUUCCAGCCCGCCCUCUCGCUGUGCCUCAACUUCCUGGAACAGGAAAUCGAUGCUCACUCCUGCCUGGACGUGGCCUCCUUCGCUGAGGCUUAUGGGAUGCCGGAACUCCUCGAAGUGGCAAACAGUUUUGUCCUGAGACACUUCCAAAACGUGGCAGCCACCCCUAAAUUUCAAGACCUGCCAGCCAAGAAUCUUAGAAGAUAUCUGAAAAGCGAUUCCCUCUUUGUGCCCUCUGAGCUUGUCGUCUUCAAGGCUGUGGUGGCUUGGAUCGAGGCGUGUCCCAGCAAAAGGCUUAAACUCACCAAAGAGCUGAUGAAGAAAGUCCACUUUCCCCUCAUGAACGUCAAGGAGUUCAAUGAAGUUAAAACCACAAAACUGUGGUCUGAACACAACACGGAAGGUCUCUACCUGACUAUACUGGAGGACUUUCACUCCCCUCACGUUGCACCUCGAACCCUGUGCAGGGUUUACUUGCCAAAGGACAGUCUAGUCUUGGUGGGUGGAGAUCAGAUCUCUGCCGACUUUAGCCGCCGAUCUCCCAGCCGAGAACUGUGGUUCGGAAACUCUCUGAGGAACUACACAGGCAUUGUAAAGAAUGUGGAAUGGAGGUUGCUUGGAGAGAUGCCAAAGCCACCAAGGCUAAGUCACGAGGUGGCGGUACUCACAGGGAAGUUGUACGUGGUCGGGGGACAGAGUUAUGAAGGCACACUUGAUGUUUUCAACUCGACCUACAGAUAUGAUCCGCUUCAGAACCUCUGGGAGAGGUUGGCUGACUUGCAUAAGACAAGGUGCAACUUUUCCAUGGUUGUGCUGGACAGGAUGAUAUAUGCCAUUGGAGGGGACAUUGAUCCAGAAACUAACCUGGAUAGUGUGGAGCGCUACUGUCCAAACACAGAUACCUGGAGAGGAACCAACUACCUGGCCGAGAUGAGGCAACCUCGAGCCCGUCACUGCAUGGAAACUUUAAACUGCAAUCUUUACGUGGCAGGAGGUGUCACUGUUGAUGAAAACAUGACGUCUAUCGACCAGCUGGCCUGUGAGGUCUAUGACUCGGUUAGUGACCUUUGGAGUGCUCUCACACCCCUGGCCGUCCCCCAUGUUGGAGCAGCCUCUGUGGUUCUGGAGGGGAUGCUCUAUGUGCUGGGAGGAUACUGCCAAGAGGACUACAGGGAAACCAGACUGGUUCAUCGUUAUGAUCCCACCAUCCAAUUUUGGGAGAAUAUGGGCGAGAUGCCAGGACCCAACACUGACAUACGAGCCUGUUUGCUUCACCUACCCAACCACUUAAGACAAUGA